AUGCCUUAGGAAGUAUAGAAUCGAUUUAAAGCUUUGAAGGCUUUAUAUGAUAAAGAAAGAGAACUUGAAUACGAGAUGGAACAGUAGUACAGAGAACUUGAAAGAAAAUUUGAAUUGAGAAUGUCUGAUAUCUAUGAUGAAAGGGAGGAUGUUUUAUCAGGGGAAAUAAUUGAAUCUGAUUAUAUUCUAGAUGAUUACGAAAAAAGAUCUAUCGAGUUAUAGGAUUCUAAUUACUUCUUGAUGAAGGUAGAUGCUUUAGAUAUAAGACUUUUGCAAUCGUAAGGGCCAUCUGGUGUAAAAGGAUUUUGGUACCAAGCCAUGAAAAAUCACCCUAAAAUAAGCAAGAUCGUGACUGAGAGUGAUAAAGAUUAAUUAAUGUAUCUUAGGCACAUAGAGACUAAGCUACAUUCAAAUGACUAAGGCUUUGAUUUAACUUUCCGUUUCGAUCCAAAUCCUUAUUUCAAGGAUUCAACACUAUACAAGAAGUACUACAUGAGAAAGUCUAACAUCAUUGAUGAGGUUGAGGGGUGUAGCAUUUACUGGAGCUAAAAUCCACAAAGAGCAGGUAGUUUACUAAAGCAGGUACUCUAAAAAAAACUUACUAUGAUGGUAGAAUCUAAGAAAGUAAACUAAAAUUUGGAGAGCUUCUUCUAAUUCUUUAAACAUAAAAAACCUUUAUCAAGCGGUUAGGCUAAAUCAAUGACAUUGGAAUAAGAGGAAGAAAUGAGGGAAAGAAUGGAAUAAGAUUAUGAUUAUGGUCUGGCAUUUAAGGAUCAGUUAAUUCCUUUAGCUCUUGAAUACUACCUUGGAGCUAUGGGAGUUGUCAAGGAUUUAGGCUCAGAAGGUGAUAACUUAGGCCUAGAUAGCACAGAAUUGAUGAACUAUGAUGAUAAUAUGAGUGAAUUUGAAGAUGACCCUAAAUAAAAAUCUAGGAAGAAAUUUGAGGAAAUUAAUUAAAUGUUUGCCAUAGCUACCUAGAAAGGCUGUAACUAAUAAUGA
This is a messenger RNA of Stylonychia lemnae, 999 nucleotides long. Lineage: Eukaryota; Ciliophora; Spirotrichea; Sporadotrichida; Oxytrichidae. The record is from the annotation of a GenBank genome assembly.